AUGCAUCUCUCAUUAUCCAUAAUCCUUCUACUAAAUUGUACCAUUGCAAUAUUAACUUUUGCAUAUUCUGUUCAAUACGAUGAGCAAGAUGCUUUUCUCACCGUGCCAGAAAUCAUCAGCAAAUACGGCUAUCCAGUCGAAGAACAUUACGUAACAACCCCAGAUGGUUACAUUUUAAAGCUUCAUAGAAUCCCUCACGGGGCAAAUUCAGUACUACCUGCUAAACCAGUACUUGUAAUGCAUGGUCUUCUCUGUUCCUCAGCAGACUGGAUAAUCACUGGUCCCAAUCACGGUCUGGGCUAUUUUUUAGCAGAUCGGGGUUACGACGUCUGGUUAGGGAACGCCCGUGGUAACAAAUUCUCCCGUAACCACACAACAUUAAACCCUGACGCAAACCCAGAAUUUUGGAAGUUCAGUUUUCAUGAAAUCGGUACCAUUGACGUACCUGCAAUGAUCGACUAUAUUCUGGGGGUGACCAAACAACGCCAACUUUUCCACGUAGGGUAUUCACAAGGUACCACCUCGUUUUACAUCAUGACUUCAAUGCGUCCUGAGUAUAACAAGAAAGUUCGUGUACAUGUUAGUCUAGCUCCUGUGGCUUAUAUGGCAUUUGUAAAAAGUCCAAUCCUACGAUUUUUGGCUCACUGGUUUCCUGUAGAAAAGCUUUUCGAAGCGAUAGGCUUCCACGAAUUCAAUCCGAGUAACGAAUUUUUAAAAAAGAUUGCCGAUAAGUACUGUAAGAAGGAUGAAAGUAUUCAGAAUUUGUGCGCAAAUGUGUUGUUUGCGUUGUGUGGGUACAGCCCGGCGGAAAUGAACACCACGCUCAUUCCAGUUAUAUUUGCACAUACUCCGGCCGGAGCUUCCGUGCAACAGAUUAUGCACUACGCUCAGCUCGUAAGAACGGGUCAAUUUCAACAGUACGACUUUGGUAUCGACAACUUGGGAAUCUAUGGCUCACUUUUUCCUCCUCUUUACGAAAUAAAGCAUAUUCAAACUCCCAUUUACCUCGUUUAUAGUCACAACGACUGGUUGGCGGCUUCAGAGGGCGUUUUUACACUUUGUAAACAUUUAGGUGACAAUUGCAAGCAAAAACUUAAAGUUUCCGACAAUCUUUUCAAUCACAUCGAUUACAUGUACGGGACACGAGCCCCGGAAGUUGUAUACGCAAAGGUGACUAACAUAAUGGCGCACUAUUAG
This is a messenger RNA of Zophobas morio, 1197 nucleotides long. RefSeq names its product lipase 1-like. The transcript has 2 exons. The record is from RefSeq and is a predicted model, not a curated record. Gene Ontology annotation, biological process: lipid metabolic process. The coding region runs from base 1 to 1197 and encodes 398 amino acids. Lineage: Eukaryota; Metazoa; Arthropoda; Insecta; Coleoptera; Tenebrionidae. Gene Ontology annotation, molecular function: hydrolase activity, acting on ester bonds.